AACCAAAGCCUUUGGCCGACCCAAAAAAAAAAACACAAACAAAGCAUUAUCUUCUCUUCUCACACUAACUAAUAAAGUAAUAAUCCUCUGCUCUAAUGGCCAAAGAGAAAACCGAAUCUCCGGCCGUGAAGAAAACUCCGGCGGCUUCAGAAAAGACAGUGAAGACGCCGCGAAAAUCCAAAACCGCCACUCAUCCUCCAUACUUUCAGAUGAUAAAAGAGGCUUUGAUCACUCUGAAAGAGAAGAAAGGAUCAAGCCCUUACGCUAUAGCAAAGAAGAUUGAGGAGAAAUACAAAUCCGAACUACCAGAUAAUUUUCGUAAAACACUUUCUCUACAGCUUAAAAACUCAGUCGCUAAAGGUAAGCUCGUGAAAAUCAGAGCCUCAUACAAGCUCUCAGAGACUAACACGAGGACUACGAGACAGCAGAGCAAGAAGAAUCUGGAGGAGAGAAAGGGUAACACUCGUUCUUCGUCAAGAAGGUCCAAGAAAACUGUGUCUGUGAACAGACAAGAAGCAGCCACGAAAAAGAAGAGGAAAGCGAAGAAGCCAAAACAACCCAAGUCCAUCAAAUCUCAAGCUUCGAAAAAGGCCUUGAAAGCUUCUGCUACUUGAUCACCGAGAAGACAAAGAAGACGAAGAAGUAGAUGUGUGUGAAUAUUGAUGAUGAAUAAGGUUUUACUCUUUGUAAAAUGAAUGACUCUGUUUUUGGUUUUAGUAUGUCUCUGUUUUUGGUUUUGGUGUGUCUCUGUUUUAGGGCUUAAGGGUAAAGAGUCUUUAGAUGUAUAACUACGUACUGUAUAAUCUAUGCGAUAAUUUUGGUUUU
Molecule: messenger RNA, 825 nt
Organism: Eutrema salsugineum
Lineage: Eukaryota; Viridiplantae; Streptophyta; Magnoliopsida; Brassicales; Brassicaceae
Product: histone H1
Exons: 2
Coding region: 96-614 (172 amino acids)
Biological process (GO): negative regulation of DNA recombination; nucleosome assembly; chromosome condensation
Cellular component (GO): nucleosome; nucleus
Molecular function (GO): nucleosomal DNA binding; structural constituent of chromatin; double-stranded DNA binding
Source: RefSeq, a predicted model, not a curated record